UCCACACUGGCCCACGACGCUCGCACCGCACCUCCCUUCCCGUUUCUUCCUGUCCAGGCGUCCUGCCCACCUCGUCUCCGCCAUUUCCCUGCGCAUCUGGAGUUGUUUGUUCUAAACCCCCAACCCUAACCGCUGCGCCGCCGGCGGCGCAGCCGCAGCCAUGAACGCCUUCCGGUUCCUCGGGGACAUGACCCACCUCUUCUCUGUCCUCAUCCUCCUCCUCAAGAUCUACGCCACCAAGUCCUGCUCAGGGGUGUCGAGGAAGACGCAGGAGCUGUACAUGCUGGUGUUCGUGGCGAGGUACCUGGACCUGUUCACGGACUACGUCUCGCUCUACAACUCGGUGAUGAAGGUGGUGUUCAUCACCAGCUCGGCGGCGAUCGUGUGGUGCAUGCGGCGCCACCCGCAGGUCCGGCGCACGUACGACAAGGAUCAGGACACCUUCCGCCAUGUGGCGCUCGUCGCUGCCGCCUUCGUGCUCGCGCUGAUUUUCAACGAGCGGUUCACCUUCCGCGAGAUAUGCUGGGCAUUUUCAAUAUACUUGGAGGCAGUGGCAAUUCUCCCGCAGUUAGUUUUACUCCAGAGAAGCAGAAAUGUGGAUAACUUGACUGGACAAUACGUUUUGUUCCUCGGGGCCUACCGUGCAUUCUACAUUCUAAACUGGAUUUAUCGUUAUUUCACGGAGGGUCACCACAGCAGAUGGAUCCCUUGGCUUGCUGGUUUGGUGCAGACAGCUUUGUAUGCUGAUUUCUUUUACUACUAUUUCUUAAGUUGGAAGAACAAUGUGAAGCUCGAGUUGCCUGCUUGAUGUUUGGUAGUCGUGCCAGAAAAUGUGCACACUACAUUGACUCAAGCGUUCUAGAAAUUAGUUGAUAAUAUUGGCAGGGAGAGACUUGGUAAUGAGGUGAGCAGUUGCAGUUGAUACUAUACCCUUGGUCUUACCUGUGAGAAUUGAUUUUUGUGUUUCCCAUGGCGAAGUCCAUACGUUUCGGAAGCUAACAGAUGCUGCUGCACAGUAGUAGGUUAGCCCCCCUUUUGUACCUCAAUACUUUUGAUAUGGAAUAUCACAUACAAUUCAGAUGGUUUCCAGUUGCCGUGAACAAACAAUGUGAUUUCCAGUGUUCUUGCCAGGUUCUUGUAAAACCGAUAUGUUCUGAACUAUGCAUUUUCUUGUGCUUGAUGUACUAGAAAUUUUCGCUUCGACA
Molecule: messenger RNA, 1205 nt
Organism: Phragmites australis (common reed)
Lineage: Eukaryota; Viridiplantae; Streptophyta; Magnoliopsida; Poales; Poaceae
Product: ER lumen protein-retaining receptor A-like
Exons: 6
Coding region: 161-808 (215 amino acids)
Biological process (GO): protein retention in ER lumen; endoplasmic reticulum to Golgi vesicle-mediated transport
Cellular component (GO): endoplasmic reticulum; membrane; cis-Golgi network
Molecular function (GO): ER lumen protein retrieval receptor activity
Source: RefSeq, a predicted model, not a curated record